Messenger RNA from Melampsora larici-populina 98AG31, 399 nucleotides. RefSeq lists its product as uncharacterized. The record is from RefSeq and is a predicted model, not a curated record. NCBI's taxonomy places the organism in Eukaryota, Fungi, Basidiomycota, Pucciniomycetes, Pucciniales, Melampsoraceae. The coding region runs from base 1 to 399 and encodes 132 amino acids. The transcript has 4 exons.
AUGGGUAAUUUGCUGAUAAAAUCAAGGACAUCAAUUAAAGGAUUCUUAAUUGUCUCAACUUGGCUCUUUUUAUUUCAUUGUCUCUUGAAUUCAUCAUCAAACCAUCAUUCAUCAAUUACGUCAAUUUUAACUUUGUUGGAAACUUCACUAUCUGAUCAUAUCUCACCACCACGUCCAAUCCAAACAAAAUUAAAAGUAGAACCACCAAAAGGAACGACAGAAUGGUUUAAGAUUGUAAUGAAUGAUGUAGUAUUAUCAGUAGAUGAAUCUGAUGAAUUGAUGCAUAGUUUAAAAUCAUUCAGAACAAUUAUUUCAGACGAAUUGAUUAGAAAAACUAUUGAUCUUUGUAAAAUGCCUAAAAUCCCAACUUAUUCACUUCUAAAUAAAUCUCAAUACUGA